AUGUGGGUGGAGAAAGAGGAAGAUGAUGAUGACGAAAAAGACGAAAAUGAAGAAGAAGAGCAGGAUGUAGACGAAAACGGUGUUGAUGAAAAGGAAGACGGCGACGAUGAUGAAGAGGGUGGAGAGGGAGAAGCGGCGGAAGAUGAUGACGAAAGAUAUGGUGGCUCCGGCUCCGGCUCGGAUGAAGUGGAGGAAGAGCAGGAUGAGGAGGAGGAAGAGGAGGAGGAGGAGCCACAGAAGGAGCCAGAGGAAGGAGAAAACGAGAGAGUUCCUUCACCCGAAUAUGACGUUCAAAUCGGUGCUGGACUUGACGAGCUGGCUCGUGUAAAAAAUAAUGAAGAAGUCCACAAUUUACCGGAAAAUGUUGCUGAGCGGGGACAGCAACAUCAGUCGCAACAUCCGCAGUUACAGCAGAGCCAGCAGCAGCAGCAGACGCAACAACACCCGCAACAACAACAACAGCAGCAGCAUCAGGACGACAAAUGUGACAGUGCCUAUUGUAGGACGUGUCGUUCUCAUCAACCCGUGAAUCAUUCGUGUUUCAUGCAACCUCUUCGACGUAGAGUCAUAGCAGAAGACCCUGGCGAGGGUACGAGUGCUGCUGCGACGAUACGUGAAGAGGCACAAAGAAACGCUAAUGACCUCGAGGGUGAGAACGGUAAUGUCGCCAAGGGAGCUGUCGCAUUCGUGUUUUACGAUUGUGAAACGCGACAGGACGAGAUGCUCGAAGGAACGGAGAACGUAAAGUUACACGUUCCAACUCUCUGUGUGGCACAGCAAAUUUGCGCGACUUGCGUGGCGAUAGACAACAUGUCGGUGCGGUGUCGUUGGUGCGGAACGCGUGAAUUUAUAUUCAACAUCGAUCCGGUAAAACAAUUUAUAGAUUUUGUGACACGUCCGAGGAAACAUUUUAAAAAUAUUAUCUGUAUCGUUCACAAUGCAAAAGCGUUCAAUGCGCAAUUUAUUUUAAAAUAUCUAGUCAAAAAAUCGCCAAUAAGGGAAAAGCCGAGGAUAACUUUGAACGGGACAAAGAUUAUCGUGAUGACGGUCGGACAUACAAAGUUUAUCGACAGUGUUAAUUAUAUGCCGAUGCGAUUAUCCGAACUACCUAAAGCUUUUGGGCUAAAGGAUACGGCGAAUAAAGGCACUUUUCCGCAUUUAUUUAACACUGUGGAGAAUCAAACGUAUGUCGGUCUGUUACCUGAGCAAGAAAUCAUACGUUAUUGUCGAAAUGACAUAGAUAUUUUACGACGUGCUUGUGUAGUUUUUCAGAAAAUAUUUUUAGAGCGCGGCGGAGUGUGUCCUUUCGAAGAAUGCACGACUAUCACUUCCACGUGUAUGAAAGUUUUUCGAAAAAACUUUCUGCGCGAGAGGGAAAUAGGAAUCAUUCCUCCGGGAGGAUACAGAAACGUCGAUAGACAAUCGCGUAAAACCUUGCAAUGGUUAGUGUGGAUGGAGCGUGAGCUCGGACAUCCCAUAAUCCAUGCAGGGCGAGGACGUGAGCGUUUGAUCGCCGGUAGCCGGGUCGACGAUUAUUACGAAACAAAAUUGGGGGAUGAAACACAUCGUUUUGUUCUCCAAUUUCACGGGUACUUCUGGCACGGUUGUCCCACUUGGUACCAAGUGAACCGUGACAGGAAACUUUUAAAUACCAAUUCCGACGAUACAUUAGAUUCGCGCUACGAGAGAACCAUCGCAACGACAUGUCGUCUUCGCAAACAAGGGUACCGUGUGAUAGAAAAAUGGGAGUGCGUUUUUGCUCAAGAGAUGCGAACAAACAACGAGAUGCGAGAUUUUCUUGAACAUCACCUUAUAUUAAAAUCAGCACCUCUCGAUCCUCGCCACGCGUUUUUUGGUGACCGUACGGAAAAUAUUGUAACACGAGUCGGAGUAACGGAGGGUACGGAGAAAAUACGAUACGUGGACGUGUGUUCUCUGUAUCCUUACGUAUUAAAGACAGGUGCUUUUCCGAUCGGUCACCCUGAAAUUUAUAUCGGAGCGGAAUGCUCAUCAAUAAUCGGCGAGGAACCCGCGUAUAAUUUCGACUUGGUCGAAGGUCUCGUACGCUGUCGAGUACUACCACCACGCAAUCUCUUUCAGCCGGUACUCCCGUAUCGCGUACGCGGAAAAUUGCUGUUUGCGUUGUGUCGGAGUUACUGCGAAGCGUUUUCACAGUCCGUGUGCACUCACGAACACCCCGACGAACGUGAAUUAGAGGGUACAUGGAUAUCCUGUGAAUUACGUAAAGCCGUAGAGAAAGGUUAUCUCGUAAGGCAAGUGAGUGAAAUUUGGCAUUACAGUGUCGCCCGCUACGAUCACGAUACGAGGCAGGGUGGAUUGUUUACGAGAUAUAUAAAUUCCUUUUUACAAUUAAAGCAGGAAGCUAGUGGAUGGUCGAGCGAAUGCAUGGAUGACAAGAGUAAAGCACGAUAUCUUCGAGAAUACGAGGAAAUCGAAGGUAUUGUACUUAAUAGAAACAACAUCUCUCGUAAUCCAGGCUUACGUUCGGUUGCGAAGCUUUGCUUAAAUUCGUUUUGGGGAAAAUUCGGCCAACAAUCCAAUCUUCCUACUACCGAGAUCGUUGAAUCGCCGCAGCGUUUCGCAACUUUGCUCACUAGCCCCGAGCAUGAGAUAACCGAUAUAUUACCAGUCAACGAUGGGGUACUAUAUGUCUCGUGGCGGCUACGAGAAGAAGCGGUCGUAGCUUCUCCGAUUACCAACGUCGUAAUCGCGGCUUACACAACGGCACAGGCUAGAUUAAAAUUGUAUAGUUAUUUAGAAAAAUUAGAUAGGCGUGUAUUAUAUUGCGAUACAGAUUCUUGUAUAUAUUCGUGUAGCGGUGAUCUAAACGAGUACGAACCUCGUACUGGGAAUUUUCUGGGUGACAUGACACACGAACUCGAAAGCUAUGGCAACGCUAGCUACAUCGAGUCGUUUGUGUCAGGUGGCCCGAAAUUUUAUGCGUAUGUGCAUUAUCCAGGAUCAACGACUAGGACGUGGCACAAAUCUGAUCCCUUUGGGGUACUUGUUUAA
Messenger RNA from Solenopsis invicta (red fire ant), 3033 nucleotides. RefSeq lists its product as uncharacterized. Lineage: Eukaryota; Metazoa; Arthropoda; Insecta; Hymenoptera; Formicidae. Gene Ontology annotation, biological process: DNA replication. Gene Ontology annotation, molecular function: DNA-directed DNA polymerase activity; DNA binding; nucleotide binding. The record is from RefSeq and is a predicted model, not a curated record. Bases 1 to 3033 code for a protein of 1010 amino acids. The transcript has 6 exons.